Molecule: messenger RNA, 2151 nt
Organism: Dreissena polymorpha
Lineage: Eukaryota; Metazoa; Mollusca; Bivalvia; Myida; Dreissenidae
Product: motile sperm domain-containing protein 2-like
Exons: 16
Coding region: 50-1660 (536 amino acids)
Source: RefSeq, a predicted model, not a curated record
ACGAUGAUGUAUUUUUUUCAGAACACGGAAACAAAGCAGACGACCACAAAUGGCGUUGAACGGAAGCAACCAGGAUAUCAAAGAAAAAGUACAGCAGCUGAGAAGUCUGUUCUUGUCAAAGCACAGUGCCAAUCUUGACAGUGGGACAUAUGAUCAACGAGAUGUUGACAAAUUCAAAACCAACGACCAGUAUGUAGCCACUUUCAUUCGUUCCUAUGAGACUCCUCAGGACGGUUGUGAACAUGUGCAUGAGUCCCUCAAGUUUCGCAGGGAGAUUGGAUUAAACGAUUUGACACCUCAGAGUUUUUCAACAGAAUUAUGGGAGUUAGGGGAAGCAUUUUUCCACAAUCACGACAAAGAUGGCAAUGCUAUUUUGUAUAUUGACGUGAAGAAACACAGGAGGGAUGCAAAGCUGCUGCCCACAUUAAAGAAAUGUUUUGCCUUCAUGCUAGAGACCCACACCAAGCAGUUUCCUGGGGUGAAACUGUGUGUGUUGUUGGACCUUGCAGGCUCUGGCGUCUCUAAUCUGGAUAUGGAUUUCAUAAGGUUUAUCAUCAAUUCUUUCAAGUCCUACUUUCCUAGCUUACUAGAAUACUUGCUGUUGUAUGAGAUGCAAUGGUUCUUUAAUGCUGCCUGGAAGAUCGUAAAACAAAUGUUGAAUGCUGAGUAUGUGAAGAGGAUCAAGUUUGUGACCAAGGCUGACAUUCAGGGAUACAUAGACAAGGAUCAGCUCUGGGAACACAUGGGAGGAACUGACAAGUACGUGUAUUCGUAUGAGCCAGAGAUGUUUGAAGCUGGAAGUGGUGGAGACCCGGAUCAACCAGAUGCAGAGAGAAAACGGGUGACAUUUGCUAAUUCCAAUGACAGUUCAGUAUAUAGGAGCACUAGCAUGGACAGUAUCAAAGAUUCAGCUUCCAAAAUGAAUGUUAACAACAGUGGUGCAGGUAUAAUGAAGAGCCCCCGUGGUCCCCCCAGUAGGACCCCAAGUAGAGUGAGCAGGGAAGACAACUCUUACCGGGGAAAGCUGCUUACUAUCUGUCCUGCAGAAGAGGUAGAGUUUGCUGUGGAGGAGGAGGGUGGAGAGGCCUGUGAUAACAUCAUUUUAAAAAACACACACACACAUGAUGUGGCUUUCAAGGUGAAAACUACAUCACCAGAGAAAUAUCGUGUGCGUCCUAGCUCAGGCUACAUCAAGCCUGGAAGUGAAACCGAGGUGUCCGUACAUCUGCAGCAGGGAUACCAGAAUACUGUGCACAAAGACAAAUUCCUAGUCAUGGCCUUAGAAGUACAGACUGAAUCCAGCAAAACUUUUGCAGACCUGUGGAAAGCAACACCCAAGGACAGUAUAAUGGAACAUAGGCUGCGAUGUGUGUUGGUUCAAGGCAAGGACUCCUCUACUCAGGCUACAGGUGUUACUGCAGGACAGAAGGCACCCCUACUUAGUGAGCUGGCAGUAAAGGUUGACACUUUACUUCUGACCACGGAAAGACUUCAACGGAAUGUUCAAUACCUUGUUGUGAGUCAGUUGUUCCUGAUACUCCUUCUUGUGGCCUUGUUUGUAUACUGGAAGAUGUACACAGAGCAGGAAUCUGGGGUCAAUAGGGAGGACUCUCAGACACAACAAUGUUCAAAGAUGGUGCCUCAAUGCCAAAAUAGCUGAAGAAGGAUUCACAGUUUUAUACCUGUAAACUGAAAUUUGAGUAGUUUUAGAAUAUGAAAUAAAUAUAAUGUUGUAAUCAAAAGGUUGACCAAAGGGGUAUCAUUGACAGAUAUAUAUUUUUGUAAGAUUCUUACUAAGAUAAUUAUUGUGACAUUUAUACUUCAAUUUGUUAUGCUCCCCCAAAAUUUUUGGGGGGGAGCAUAUAGUCGCCACUUCGUCUGUCCGUGCACAAUUUUUGUCCGGGCUAUUUCUCAGCAAUUAAAGACCGGAAUUCAAUUAAACUUUAUGGGAAGCUUCACUACUAAGAGGAGAUGUGCAUAUUAUCAGCCGGUUCUGGUCGGAUGAUUUUUCACAGAGUUAUGGCCCUUUGAAAUUUUCUAUAAACUGUACAUAAAGUGCAAUUCUUGUCCCCCCAACUACUGACUGGAAUUCAAUGAAGCUUUAUGGGAAGCUUAACUGCUUUGAGGAGAUGCGCAUGUUAUUUGUGGGUU